Aphanomyces invadans is the source of this 564-nucleotide messenger RNA. RefSeq lists its product as hypothetical. The coding region runs from base 1 to 564 and encodes 187 amino acids. The transcript has 2 exons. The record is from RefSeq and is a predicted model, not a curated record. Lineage: Eukaryota; Oomycota; Saprolegniomycetes; Saprolegniales; Verrucalvaceae.
AUGAACUCAGAGGACAUUGCAUUUGCGUUGCAAAUUUUCAAGUGGGCAAAGAGGAAGAAGCUCAAACCGCACAUCACCUCGAUGCUCCUUGAGUACGCACUUGGGUUACCUGCCGAGCGACCACUCAUUCCUGCUAUACGUUUCGACAUCAACAUGCGUGACGCUGACUCAAUUCUUUCGUUUCGUUUUAACGUCGCUGGUGUUUUGCAAUUGACUUCACUGCUUGGUGUCCCCAAUGCCGUCAUUACCUCGUGCCGUGACCGCGUCAUUGGCGUCGAGGCUCUGGCCAUUAUGCUGAAGCGCUUGCGUUAUCCCAUCACGUACUACGAUUUGUUGGCUACGUUUGGUCGCUCCCGGGAGCAAAUCUGUCGCAUUUUCAAUCACAUGAUCAACUUGGUGUACAACAAUUGGAAAGACCAUAUUUACUGCAACAAGCGAAUCGUGCGCUCGCGUAUUUCGGCAUAUGCUAAAGCAAUUUUUGAGAAAGUGCCAAGGCCAAUGGAGCUGGCGGACUCAACUUGCAAAAAAGGAUCUACUCUGGGCACAAACGAAUGCAUUGUUUGA